Molecule: messenger RNA, 1311 nt
Organism: Entamoeba nuttalli P19
Lineage: Eukaryota; Evosea; Mastigamoebida; Endamoebidae
Exons: 1
Coding region: 1-1311 (436 amino acids)
Source: RefSeq, a predicted model, not a curated record
AUGAAUUCUCGAAGACCAAAUAGUAGAAGAAGUAAAUACUUUGACUAUGAAAUUCCUUCUGGAAAAUUUAAUAAUGAGUGGGCAAUCACAUUAUAUAAUGCAACAGAUAAAGAUAUUGAUUCAUUAAAACGAAUUGCGAAUGAAGCUGCUUCUGCAGUAGUUUGUGAAACAAGAAACAGAAGUGGAACAAAAAAGAUUAGAGGAUUUUUUGUAUUUCCUUAUACUAAAAAUAUGUCACUACUACAACGAGAAAUGGAAGGAAGAGGUAUUUGGGGAGUUCCUAAAUUAAAGCCAAGUGAGAUGGAACGAUGGGCUGAUGUUGGUGAUAUUAUUGUUGAUAAACAAGGUUCUGCCCCAAAAGGCAAAGUCUCCAAACGAGAAAAAUAUCGUGGUAAUUCAUCUUUUAAUAAACACCCUACUGUAUUAACUACAACUCCAUCAUUUUCAAAUAAACCUUCAAAUGGUUUUCUCAAUACUAGUAGUAGUGCACCACCUCAAACAUCUAAACUAACUAAGACCAACCCACCUAUUUCUGUUUCAUUAGGUAAUAGUUCUUCAGUCAUAGCUGAUUCUCAAAUAUCUAACACUUCUUUAAAAAAGAAUUUCCAAGAAAGUAUUUAUUUAAAAAGAAAAACAGCUAAAGUACUUCCUGUAAUAACAAAUAAAAAAAGUUACUUUAUAUUUGGAAGUUGUAGUGAUGAAAUAGCACUUAAAAUGGCUGAAGAAAUGAAAACUCCAUAUUAUAUUAAAGACCCUUCAAAAUAUUGGGAUGACUAUGAUGAUGAGAAAGUAAUAGUAAUUCUUGGAUUAAAUUCAUUAAAUAUUAAGUGUUAUUCACAACUUCCAUCACUCCUUGGUAAUUAUGCAAUUAAAGUCCCAGGAAGAAUUUGGCCAUUAAUGGUUAAUCCAACAACAGUAAUUAUUUCAUCAUAUGAUACAAUUGAUAACAUAUACAGCUCUUAUCCAGUUAUACAAGAAAUAAUAAAAAAGUGUUGUACUAUUAUUGAUUCUUCUUCUCAAAUACAGGCUUUAAAGACAAUAAAUAUGUCAUCAAGCCUAACAAAUACUCAAAACGUUACAUCACAAGAAGUGAAAAGUCAUCCUUUAAUUGAACCAUUUGAGUCUAUAUCUCAACCAAAAAUAUCCCAACCAGAUUCUUUUAUGAGUAGAUUAAAGGAAAGAGAAAAGGACCACACUAGAACCAGAUCAGAUUCUCGAGACCGUAAUUGUCCUUAUUCACAUUAUAAUUCACGAACUUCUAGAGAUAGUUACGAAUUAAAUCCUGAAUCUGAUUAUGAAAAACGAUUUUGA